CGCCCACAUUUUUCUCACAUGCUCCUCUGUCCACUCUGCCGCGUUGUUUGGUUAAAUUCGCUUUUAAUCUGUGUAGUUUACACCUGUGUGAUGCAGAAGGGCGUCUUAUGGGGUCUGAAAAUGCUUUUGUCCUCAUGACACGGCGACAUAGAUACUUUAAACUGAACUUUUCCUCGGUGGACAUUGAGAUACUUAGCUUGUAGUGCUAACAGUGCUUAGUACUUUAGGGAGAAUGAAGUCUGCCGGUGAGCACGCCACCGUCAUGGACAUGUUUGAAAAAGGGAAAGUCCUGAAAAUCUGCGCCCCUAUGGUCCGGUAUUCAAAACUUGCCUUCAGGUCGUUGGAGAAGUACAACUGUGAUAUCUGUUUCACCCCGAUGAUAGUUGCUGCAGACUUCCUGCGCUCGAUUAAAGCCAGAGACAGUGAGUUCACCACCAACCAAGUGAAUGACCGGCCCCUCAUUGUGCAGUUUGCUGCACAUGAUGCUCAGACUCUGGCGGAUGCAGCCUGUGUGGUGGCGCCGUUCUCCGAUGGUGACCUGAACUGUGGCUGCCCUCAGAGAUGGGCGAUGUCAGCUGGCUAUGGUGCCUGCCUCAUCAAUAAACCUGAGCUGGUUAAAGACAUGGUCAGACAUGUCAGAAACCAGGUGGACAAUCCCAACUACACAACUUCUAUCAAAAUAAGAAUUCACAAGGACUUGGCGCGGACAGUGGACCUGUGUCAGAAGGCCGAAUCAGCUGGUGUGUCAUGGAUUACUGUCCACGGCCGUACAGCGGAAGAGCGCCACCAGCCAGUCCAUUAUGAUGCCAUAAAGACCAUCAAGGACAGCGUGUCCAUUCCGGGCAUUGCUAACGGAGACAUAAAGUACCUGCGAGAUGUGGAGGCCACUCACCAGCUCACUGGUGUGGACGGAGUGAUGGCUGCUCGGGGUUGCUGGCAAACCCCCAUGUUUGCCGGUUAUGAGGAAACCCCUCUGGAGUGCAUAUGGGACUGGGUGGACAUCUCUGUGGAGCAGGGCACUCCGUUCACCUGUUUCCACCAUCAUCUCAUCUACAUGUUGGAGAGGGUUAGCUCCCCUGAGAGAAAAGUCUUUAAUUCUCUGUCCAGUACCUCAGCUGUCAUCGAUUACCUUCAGAGCACGUACGGCUUACAAACAGGAAGAGCAAGUUUGCUUCAGAGGAAAGAGUUGGGCAGUUUUUCGCAUUCGGUAAAGAUGUCAUUGCAGUGGACUGCAGUGGCGUUCUUCCUCUAUGGGAGAUCGCCCUCAUCCUUCCUCUGUUUACCCUUCAUCUCAGCCAAAAGAUGUGCAGCGUGUAUCCACCUGAAGGUCUGGAGCUGGAUGUCCAGAUUCUGGAAUAAAGUGUUUCUCACCAUGAUCAUAAUACUCAUUGUUCUCUUCCUCGAUGCCGUUCGUGAAGUGAGGAAGUAUUCAGGUAAACAAGCUAGUGCCGAUGCCAAGCUACAGCCGAACAUGGUUGACCAUCUGCACAUGAAGCUGUUCAGGGCACAGAGGAACCUCUACAUCUCCGGCUUUGCCGUCUUCCUGUGGCUGGUGAUGAAGCGUGUGGUCACCUUAAUCAACCAACUGGCAUCAGCCUCUGCGACCACGGCUGCAUUUCAGGCGCAGGCUGAUAGCGCUAAUCAAAAUGCUGAGAAGUGCUCGAAGGAGAAUGAGCGGCUUAAACAGACUCUGAUGGAAGGGAAAGGUGACAAGGCUACCGAGGAGGGCAUGGAGCUGUUGAGGACGGAGGUGCAGAAGCUGAAAGGAGAGCUGAAGACCUCGGCGGACACUCUGACGAACUCUCAGUCGGAGGCGGAGAACAUGAAGAAGCAGAUGGACAGCCUCGCCUUGGAGUACGACAGACUGCUGAAAGAGCACCAGGCGCUCCAGAAUCUUCAAGAGAAUUUGAAUAAAAAGGACGACUAGUUUUUUUUUUUCUUUCUUUUUUUUAAAUCUGUGAAUGUUUGACGUGUUGACAAUACAGCAGCUAAACGCAAACACAAAGGAGCCACUGAAACGUAUACGUC
Molecule: messenger RNA, 2028 nt
Organism: Salarias fasciatus (jewelled blenny)
Lineage: Eukaryota; Metazoa; Chordata; Actinopteri; Blenniiformes; Blenniidae
Gene: dus4l
Product: dihydrouridine synthase 4-like (S. cerevisiae)
Molecular function (GO): tRNA dihydrouridine synthase activity
Source: RefSeq, a predicted model, not a curated record